Vitis riparia (riverbank grape) is the source of this 1005-nucleotide messenger RNA. RefSeq lists its product as uncharacterized. The record is from RefSeq and is a predicted model, not a curated record. Lineage: Eukaryota; Viridiplantae; Streptophyta; Magnoliopsida; Vitales; Vitaceae. Bases 1 to 1005 code for a protein of 334 amino acids. Gene Ontology annotation, molecular function: DNA binding. The transcript has a single exon.
AUGGCAUCAAACUUGACUCCAUUCUUUGGUCAAGAUUCAACUACCCAUUUUCAAUCAAGUAGAAGUAAGACCGAUCCUGCAUGGGAGCAUGUUUCUGAAGAAAGAUAUGGAAAUGGAAGGAGAGCUCUUAUUUGUUUGUAUUGUAUAAAGAUUACAAAAGGUGGAGGUAUUCAUAGAAUGAAGCUACAUCUUGCUGGAGUGAAAGGAGAUAUUGGUCCAUGUAAAUCGGUUCCACUUGAUGUCAGAUUUCGCAUGGAAAAUUCUUUGCAAGAGUUUGUGAAUGCUAAGAAAGCAACCAAAGAAGCAGAUGAAUAUAGAAAUCCUUAUGGUCCUAAUGUGUCACAAUUUGAAGGGGAUAUGGCAGAAGGUGAAGAAGAGGUUCAAGAAAUGCAAAGUCCUAUGGCAGCUAGUAGUGGAAAAAGGAAAAAAUCAACAGUGGAUAAGUAUUUUGCACCAAGAAAUACACAAGGAGCUCAACCUUCCAUGAGGAGUGUGCUAGCUGGGAAAGAAGCUACUUGGAGAGUGGAUAUGGCGGUUGGGAGAUUCUUUUAUGAUGCAUGCAUUCCUACUAAUGUUGUGAAUUCCUUCUACUUCAAGCCAAUGUUGGAUGCUAUAUCUGCAAUUAGUCCUGGAUAUAAGGGUCCAAAUUACUAUCAGUUGCGGAUUAAUCUUUUAAAGGAUGCUAAGAAGGAAGUUCAGUUACUUGUGGACUCUUAUCGUGCAAUUUGGGCAAAAGUUGGGUGUACAAUAAUGGGUGAUGAUUGGACAGAUAACAGACAAAGAACACUCAUCAACUUCCUUGUGUAUUGUCCUGAAGGAAUAUCGUUUGUGAAAUCUAUUGAUGCUUCAGACAUUGUCAAGGAUGCAACUAAUUUGUUUCAGUUAUUUGAUGAGGUGAUUGAAUGGGUGGGUCUACUCAAUGUAGUUCACGUAGUGGCUGAUAAUGCAGCAAAUUAUGUGGCCGUGGGGAGAUUGAUUUCUCAGAAGCAUAAACACAUUAAUUAG